This is a messenger RNA of Bactrocera oleae (olive fruit fly), 1723 nucleotides long. RefSeq lists its product as uncharacterized. Lineage: Eukaryota; Metazoa; Arthropoda; Insecta; Diptera; Tephritidae. The record is from RefSeq and is a predicted model, not a curated record.
GAAAUCUCAAACGAGUAUACCAUUUGACUUUGCGAGAGUAUAAAAUGUUCGGUUACAUCCGAACUUAGCCCUUCCUUACUUGUUUUCAAUAUAAUUUCUAUAUUGGGACUUCACUACAAUUGUGAUUGUUUUUAAAAUUCCUGCGGGCGGCAAAUCACGCUUCGGAAUUGCCGAUGAUUCGUUAGCAGAGUAUCGCAUUUAAGAACGCCCAGUGAAAUGGGGCAACUGUCUGUUAUUAACUAUGGAAGAAUAGCUGUCAUCCAAAGAACUAUUUCAUUUAAUCCGAUUGCAAAACCGCCGGCAUUGCUGUUGGAUAUUUGGCAGUUGGUUUGAGAUUUUGCGGAAAAAGUUAUAUUCCUUAAAGCGUUAUUUUAAGUCAAACCACAUUCAUUUCGGCUGCCAAUUAAAUUUGGCGUCAACUCUACACCAAAGAAGAUUCAAGGAGGGAGAAGUCUUUAAACCAAAAAUAAUUAAUUUUAAAAUCUAACAAAUUUCUUUACUAAUUGGACAAGGGUUAAGAAAACACAAACAGCAAAUAUUCGCCUAAACUUUCAAAAUUGAUCCCCAGUAUGGUGAAUAAAUAAUUCAGUUAGCUUCAUUGAUUUGUCAAAUGAAGUUUUUUAUUUUCUAUUUGUGUUACUAUUUAAUUUUUUAUUCUCAAGGAAUUGAAAAGCUCACAACAAACAAAUGCAGAGAAGCGUCAAAUUCUGUACUGGAAGUAAUUACGUUGGUAUUUAUAAUAACCCCUUGAACUGCAUGGAAGGCUAUGGGCUUUACGUAUAUCCCGAUGGCAGCGAAUACCAGGGGUUCUUUCGACGCGGUCGCUUUCACGGCAUCGGACGUCUCACUAUGGCAGCACCAUAUUCUUUUACAUUCAUCGGCGAGUUCGACAAUGGUGAAUUGACUAUCAUUAAUAAAAUGAUCUAUCCGGAUGGUUUGAUAUUUAAGGCCAAUUUUAAUAAAACGAAAUUAAAUACCGCUAAUUGGAAUUAUCUCAGCAAAACUGAUCGUCGCUAUACGCGUGAACUUUGUAUGGACUUACUACCUGUGGUGCCAAAUGAACCGAUUUCACGUUAUAGCCCACGUUCACUUCAACCGAACAACUUCGAUACUGAGGAGGGAAUUUUUGUCGAAAAGAGUCGCUUCAUCACGAAAAUACCGCCACCAUUUUAUCACUUACGCUUUGUUAAUUGUGAUAAAGAGAUCGAUUGGAUACGACAAUAUUGUCGCCACGAUGACAGUGACGUAGUCACUGAGCCAGACGAAGCAAUUGGACGCCAGAUUCUUGAGUCUAAUAUCAGAGCGUCUACGGAAAUAGGUGAAAAUCUGUACACAUGUACAUGUAAUACAGAUAAAGGAUUACAGACAGAACGUUUAGGAAAGUUUUGUCGACGUGCUUUUCAUGAUCCCGAUAAUACAUCUUCUAGUUCACAAUACUCGAGAGAUUAUAAAGAUGCGCCUAGUUCAAUGAGUACCAGCUCAUUUUUGGAGGUUCCCAUUAAACUAGAUAUGCAAACGCAGUGUGAUAACGAAGUGGCACAACUACGCCUAAAGCCCAAUGAUCUCGGACCAGAAUAUUUUUCAUAGAAUACAAUAUUCAUCUAAAUGGAAACACUUGCUAGUGUAAAAAUUCUACAAUGCAACUCCUUAAACAUCAUAUACACAUAAAUUCUUAUUUGCAUAAGUGCUUUUGAUAAGGAAAUAUACGCAUAUUGCUUUAUAA